AGAGCCCAAGUUGCCUGGGUGACUCGGCAGUCUGGGAGAAAGAAACCAGAUGUCCUGUGUCUCUGCCUUAUUUUCUGACUUCUCCUGGCUCUUUCUCACUACUUGGAUAGUGCUCUGAGACUGUGGGGGAAAGAAACCUAAUUACUGUGGUAAUAAACUGAAAAUGGAGGAAGACAUUGACUUGGAGGAGCCUUGUGGGUCUCUGUCUAAGCCCAAGGAAAAACAUGAUCCAUUAUUUAUUGAGGAAGAUGAAGAUGACUACUUUGAAGAUUGCUUGGAGGAGAUCCAGGCUGCAUUUGCUCUUCCUGGUGUUUCCAUGGCCUAUUCACAAAAAUGUCAGGAAACCUUGCAAGCUGAAUUUAAUGUACUUAUGAGACAGAUGCUGGCACAGCUAGAUGAAUUUGAAACCACCCACGAGACCAAAUCUACUCUACCAUCUUUAUGCACAGAUAGAGAGAACAUUUCAGUAGCUAACUGUUUCAAGAAUAGUGCAGAGUGUGAAGACUGUAUUUCAGACACAGCAGAAUCCAUGGCUGUAGUUGAACAUGAAGGCGGCACAGUAGAAACAGUACCAGAGCUGUCUGCAACCAUGGAGCUAAAGGAGCUGGGGACAACAUUUGAGAGCUGCAUUGAGGAGGUGAGGCGACUAGAGGGCAGGAAAGAGGAGCUGGUGCAGGAGCUUCUGGAGCUAGAGAAACCCAUGGAGGAGGAGACUCGUGCUUUGAGAAGUGAACUGGAGGAGGCCCAGAAGCUCCUGUGUAAAGCUAAGCUGCAGAGACACAAUCUGAUGAAUGAGAUGCGAUUCUUCAAGAGACGCUUGUUUGCUGCUGCCAAGGAAUGUGCACAAAGCCAGAUGACCUUGGUCAUACAGCAGAAAGAAGUGGAGCAGCUAAAGGAAGAACAGGAGGAGAUGAAGGCCUUUGUUGAGAAGUUGAUUGAAGGCAUUGAUCAGCUUCAUUCUGAACACCAAAGCCAAGUGCAGGCUUUACAAAAUCAGAUAGAUAACAUGACCCAGGAAUCCAGCAAGGACAAGACACACUCGUACCUGUCCCAAGGCCGACGUGCUUCCCUCGACCUACAGCAGUACCUGCAGGGUGGAAUCAAAGCGCUGGAGGAGUGGUAUGAGCCCAGACUGGUAGCUUUACUAAAGAGACGACAAAGCAGCACUGAUGCUUUAAUAAAGUACAGGGAGCAGUGCCAAGAUCUGAAAACCCAGUUGGGGCCCCUGAAAGAGGAAGAACAAAGGCUGGGACUAGAGAGGGCCCGUCUGGAAGAGCGCAUCUAUCUGAUGGAGAAGCAGAGAAAGGAAAAUGUGGAGCAAUACCGUGCAACAAUAGACCGCCUUGAGGAGAGCAGCCGAGAACUAAAAACUGAACUUCAGAUACAGAUACAUAAGAUAAAAGAGAUGGAAGAACUCAAGAAUAGUCUGGCCAAGCAGCUAUACUUCUAUAGAGAGAACCUAGAGGGACAACCUCCACAGGACAUCCUACUGAUGGAAGAGAAAACCUGAUCGAUGAAGAAUGUGACCUAAUGCUUCGGUUUGGUAUUAGUGAUAGAAAUUCUUCUUGCUGUUUCUACAGGGAUGGUCUGAUUGUUUAACUCUUAAAUGUAAAUAAUCUCACGUUGCACUGCCAUAACUUUAAUAGCGUAAACAUGCAUGUGGGUGCCCUUUCAUAAAUAUUCCAAAGCAGGCAGAAGUAAAUACGCAACUUAACAGCACCACUCACCCUCUCUGCAAUGUCACAUCAACAAGGAACGUGUGAUGGAAACUACCCAGAUUUCAAUCUGCCCACUCAAACGGCUCAGAACUCUCUAGAAAUACCAGCAGUGUUGACAGGGAUGUGAGUCAGAGUGGAGGAAAUAAAGCUUUUAUACACAACAGUCUGAGUGCUAGUGACUUGUCUUUAUAACCGCAAAUAAGUCGAGACACAAGAGAACAUGGACAUAUUAGGGCAUGAUGGUCGAACGCUAAGAACAUGCUGUCUGAAAGACACUGAACAGGUUUAGAUAAGCCUCAGUAAUAAGACAGCUAAAAUGCUUUAUUUUGAUCAGUGUGAACAUACUUAAAUAAAUCAAAAUGCUUAAGUCAGAAAGGUAUAAUUACUAUGGCUGAAUCAUUUCAAUGAAAAAAAGUUUAUUCUCAAUGUUCUGUACAACAGUGUGGACAUAAAGAAAGACACUGAAAAACACAAAAUGAUUUAGAAUAUUAAAGACAAUAACAUGACAUUAGACCAUUGUUGAGGAAAAGUACAAAAUGAAGAGUACACAAGUCACCAUGUGGACCCUUGAUAACAUUUGCAUGAAUGACCCAUGUAAAAAAUAAAUCUAAAGUCACCUACUGACAUCCACCACAAUUAUGGACUAUGGUAAUUAAGUAUGUGGGCCUAAGCAUCUUUCGAUUUCAAUUUUACAUCCUUUUACCCAAGACAAGCCCUUAGAGAAUGUGAAGGCUAUGGGAUAAACAUUACAAAAAAAAAAAAAAAAAGGAAA
This is a messenger RNA of Hemibagrus wyckioides, 2490 nucleotides long. RefSeq names its product syncoilin, intermediate filament protein (gene sync). The coding region runs from base 164 to 1510 and encodes 448 amino acids. Lineage: Eukaryota; Metazoa; Chordata; Actinopteri; Siluriformes; Bagridae. The record is from RefSeq and is a predicted model, not a curated record. The transcript is spliced from 5 exons. Gene Ontology annotation, cellular component: intermediate filament.